UUGUUCACAGAAGAGUUCCCGGAAUUCACUGAGCUCCCUUACUCCCAGGUUAUCUCCCACCAUGCCCCAGUGACGCUGAAAUGCUCGGCCAUCCCCACGGACGCCCAGAUUCGAUGGCUGUACAACGGGCAGCCCCUGGACGAGCGACGUCACGCGGGCUUACACAUCCUGGGCUCGGACCUCCACUUCCACCACGCCAGGGAGGCUGCCGGCUACGAUGGGGAGUACAGGUGCACGGCGACCACGUCCCUUGGAACCAUCAUCAGCCAGCCAGCGGUGUUGUCCAAGCCUGGUAUGUAG
Messenger RNA from Lymnaea stagnalis (great pond snail), 300 nucleotides. The record is from the annotation of a GenBank genome assembly. Lineage: Eukaryota; Metazoa; Mollusca; Gastropoda; Lymnaeidae.